Eucalyptus grandis is the source of this 2886-nucleotide messenger RNA. RefSeq names its product LEAF RUST 10 DISEASE-RESISTANCE LOCUS RECEPTOR-LIKE PROTEIN KINASE-like 1.3. Lineage: Eukaryota; Viridiplantae; Streptophyta; Magnoliopsida; Myrtales; Myrtaceae. The record is from RefSeq and is a predicted model, not a curated record. Gene Ontology annotation, biological process: protein phosphorylation. Gene Ontology annotation, molecular function: ATP binding; protein kinase activity.
UAAAAAUCCCAUGUCUUGUUCAACCUAUGACACUUAGAACUCACACCAAGUCAACCCGACGUACAAUUUUUCCUAGUCUCUUUUUUCUUGGACUAUUUAUCCAAACCCAGGCCAUGUCACCCCUUCAACUCGCCUUUUAUUUCCUCUCUCCAGCAUCCGCAUUCCCAUUUCGUGGUGAAGCACGAUGUCCGUUUCCUGGGCUCCUCCUUCAUCCUCGUCUCUUGCUCUACGCUUGCUGUUUCCGCUGUUCUUGAUCUUGAUCAAGACUCCUCGUUCCCAGGGCGUGGAUAACUACACGAGCUGCAGCGGCAGGUUCAGCUGCGGGGAUGUUAAGGACGUCGGCUAUCCUUUCUGGGGAGGUAACAGGGGGAGCUCUUGUGGGUAUCCCGAGUUGGAGCUCAACUGCGAGAACGGAAGCAACACGACGAUCGUGAUAAAGGAUGUGAAGUACCGCGUUCUGGGGGUGUAUUUUUAUCCUAUUUUGAUGCUGAGGAUCGCGAGGGACGACUAUAUGCAGGGACUCUGUCCCACGAAUUUCCUCAACACGACUCUCGACUCCUCGCUGUUCCAAAUCGCCGAAGGCUUCACCAACUUCACUUUAUUCUACGGUUGCCAAUCGCUUUUCCCGGGCCUAUUCUCGUGUCCUGUUCAGGGGGUAUCGUACACAGCGGGCUAUGUGUUGUCAUGGUUGAGUGUUGGUUCGUCAGGGUUGAGUGUUGGCAUCGGAGCGUGCUCAAAGAGCGUGGUAGUCCCGGUUUCUUCGUAUUUUGGAGCAAUUUGGGGAAUAGCUCCUCCGGUUUGAGUGACUUGCUGCAGCAUGGUUUUGAGGUUCAGCUGAAGGUGGAUAGUGAAGCAUGUGUUGACUGCACUCAAUCGCGUGGAGUGUGUGGUUACGAUCCCACCGCGAAUCGGCCCACUUGCUAUUGUCCUGACCAGUUCUUUGGUUCCAAAACCUGUGGUUCAUCGACAUCUGCUCCGACACCAGAGGCAACAACUGCUAAAUCUACACAAGGGAAGAAGGAGUCUAAAUCACUCAGCAUAGGCCUUGGCAUUGGCGGAGCUGGUUUUGUGGUGAUUCUGUUAGGUUUCUUGUUCGUCUGUUUAGUGCGGAAAAAGAAAAAGAAAGCUGCUGAAGUUCAAACCAAAGAUCUUCACAGUACUCCUUCAAGCAAAAACCUUCUCAUGUCGAGUAAUUUCACUAGAAGCAUACCAUCUUAUCCUUCUUUUAAGUCCGACCUUGAGAAGGGAAGCACCUAUUUUGGAGUUAAAGUCUUUGAGUACGUAGAACUUGAAGAGGCAACUAAAAAUUUCGAUCCUUCUCGAGAACUCGGAGAUGGAGGUUUUGGGACAGUUUAUUAUGGUGAGCUUCGUGAUGGGCAAGUAGUUGCAGUCAAGCGCCUGUAUGAGAACAAUUUGAGACGUGUUGAGCAGUUCAUGAAUGAAGUAGACAUCCUAACACGCCUGCAACACCAGAACCUAGUGAAGCUGUAUGGAUGCACCUCAAGACGGAGCCGGGAGCUGCUUCUUGUCUAUGAAUAUAUUCCAAAUGGAACGGUGGCCGAUCAUCUCCAUGGAAAGCAAGCGAGUUCUAAUUUUCUUCCUUGGCGUGUUAGGUUGAAUAUAGCUGUUGAGACUGCAGAUGCACUCACUUACCUUCAUGCGUCUGAUGUCAUUCACCGUGAUGUUAAGACUAAUAACAUUCUCCUAGAGAACGAUUUCCGUGUAAAGGUGGCCGAUUUUGGUCUUUCACGGUUAUUCCCCACAGAUGUCAGCCAUGUAUCUACUGCUCCACAAGGAACUCCUGGUUAUGUGGAUCCAGAGUAUUAUCAGUGCUACCAACUUACAGACAAGAGUGAUGUAUAUAGUUUCGGUGUUGUCCUAUGUGAACUCUUGUCAUCAAGACCUGCAGUCGACACUAAUAGGCAUCGUCAAGACAUUAAUUUGGCCAACAUGUCUGUCAACAGAAUUCAAAAUCGUACAUUGCACGAACUGAUCGAUCCUUCUCUGGGGUUUGAAACAGAUUAUGCAGUUAGGAGGAUGAUAACCUUGGCGGCAGAGUUAGCUUUUCGGUGUUUGCAGGAGGAAAGGGAUAUGAGGCCGACUAUGGAAGAAGUCUUGGACUCUCUGAAAAGAAUUGGGACUGAGCAGAUAAAAGAGCAGAAGGCCGAGGUUAUGGACGAAGUUCUAGACACCUUGAGGGGAUUUCAGUACAAGAAUGCAACAGUGAAGAAAGCCGAGGUGAUUGACAUCAGGUCAGAUGAUGUUGGGCUUCUAAAGAAUAUGCCUCCCCUGUUUUCCCCGGACUCAGAGGUCUCGCCUAUUUGGGGAAGCAGCUCAACCCCACCUAAUUCCAUUUAGCGAUUAGAUUUGCUAGUCUGUUUAUUUCGUAAAUCUUGAAGCAGGAAAAGUGAUUUCAUGUAUGAUGACCAUAAGCUCUCUGGCCUUCUAGUCUGGUGGUGAUUACGCAGGUGGACAGGAGCCACUAAGAGCAAUGUACAUACUAAAGGCGGCCCGCAGUACUUAUCUGUUUUAUGAUAUUUUCUGGUGAAUACACUUGCUGUCUGUUCUCUCUCAAAAAUGUUAAGAAAACCAGACUGUGCAGCGCAUUUAUCUUGAGUAAUAAUCAUCCGGUAUCACAGGAGGAAUUCAUUCGAAGAUUGUCCAAAAUGAUGUCAUUUUACAAGCUACUACUAAUGUUAAUGGAUUUACCAUGCUAGUAUUUGGUGUUGCUGAUGUAUUAGGAAGAGUGUGAUGGCGUGGUCUACAUAUGCAGAAGCCAAACGCAUCCUCCUUUGUUCAGUUUUCCAGUUGUCAAAAUUGUUUAUGCAUUUUAGACUGAAAAAGCAGAAGUAGCAGGAGAAAAAAACUACGUGGUUUCGUUUUGUA